AUGGCCUGGCAGAGGAUUGUACCUGUGUGUCUGCUUCUCGUCUUCGCUUCUCAGCGUCUUUCGGCGCUCAGUGACACAAACCCAUCGCCCAACUUUUCUUGUGGUCAAGUACGGGAGUUAUUCGAAGGAAAGAUUGGAUCACCGGCAUCGCUGCUGUCUAACCCAGAGCACGAACCCGAGUCGUCUAUAUGCCGGCGACAGUCAAGCGAGUUGCACCUGUCGUGCUGCACGGCUCACACGGAACAAAAGUUCGGGGAGGCGGCAGAGAAGAAACUGAAGGAAAACUUGAGGUCACGCAACCACGCGCUGAAGAAGCACAUCACCAACACCCUGGCCAAGUAUCAAGAUCCCGGCGCCGGCCACCAGGAGGCGGUCACCAGCUUCUACAGUGCCAUCCAGAGGGCGCUGCAAAGCGGCGACACCGACGGGCUGGAGGAGAUAGUGAAGGAGUUCUUCAGGAGACUCUUCCCGCCAGUCUUUGACUACGUGCUGAGCAACCAGGGUCAAGAUGAACCAAGGUCCAGCACCCACGAGUAUCACGAGUGCCUGCAGCAGUACGAGAAGCAGAUCCGACCGUUCCGUGAUGUGCCGGACAACUUGUAUCGCCAGCUGUGGAAGUCCUUCCGCCACGCUCUGCUCUUCCAGGAGACGCUCAAGACAUUCACCAACACCAUAGCCAGCACCGAGAGUGUUUCCAUGGAGACCGAAUGUCGCUGGGCCUUGGUGCGACUGCAGGUGUGCGCCGGGUGUCGAGGGCAGAGCCUAAAGGGGGCAGAGGUCAGGCCUUGUCGCGGCAUGUGUCUCAACGUGAUGAGAGGUUGCCUGGCCAAAGUGUCGGAGAUCAGCUCCUCCUGGGACGACCUGGUGGUGGCCUUCGAAAACCUUCAGCUUGGAGCCAUGGGUCACUACGAGUUGCAGCGGCUUCUGAUGUACAUGGACAUGAACGUCACCGACGCCAUUAUGCUGGCCAUGGACGACAGUCCCCGGAUUUAUGACGAGGAGUCAGUGGAGUAUGAACAGGACAUGCAGAGCUCGCGAUGCUGGAAUGGAACUGCUGUGGCCAGGUACACACAGGAAGUUCCGGAGGCCAACUUCCUGAGCCAACAGCGGCAUAACUCCGAGGUCAAGGUUUCCCUCAUGCCAGACUACAGCCUGCUGCAGGUGAAGGACACACUGACCCACAUGAGACGGCAGUCUUCUUGUGGCAUCAACCCCCGCACUGUGAUGAAAGAUGGCCAGCCAAGAGCCCCUGAACAGGAUGUUCACAGCCAUUCUAAUCACUAUUGUCACUUGAACAAAGGAUCAGUGAGGACAAGUUAG
Messenger RNA from Pomacea canaliculata, 1320 nucleotides. Its product is annotated as glypican-5-like. Gene Ontology annotation, cellular component: plasma membrane; cell surface; extracellular region. The transcript is spliced from 9 exons. Gene Ontology annotation, biological process: cell migration; regulation of protein localization to membrane; positive regulation of canonical Wnt signaling pathway. The record is from RefSeq and is a predicted model, not a curated record. Lineage: Eukaryota; Metazoa; Mollusca; Gastropoda; Architaenioglossa; Ampullariidae. Bases 1 to 1320 code for a protein of 439 amino acids.